AUGUCUCGAACAGUGACCAAUCGGGUGGCGAGAGCCGUGCACGUGCUGCUAUUGGCUGCUAGAUCUGACAGCCGAUCUGACGGGCGGGGGAGAGCGCUGCUGGUUGAACUUCGCAGACUGAAGAAGCUUCCUGCGGGUUUCCUGCGAUCUAUUGCUGAGGAGCUGUGGCGCCUGCAGGAGUUUGAACUCGCAGCAGAUGUCCUUGAGUCGGUCCCACCAGCCACCUGCCCUGAUAACAAGCGGCCAGAUUCAUCAGAUUCUUCAGAUGCAUCAGAUUCUGAGGAUUGUCAAGAGUCUGACGAUUCUGAAGAGUCUGAAGAAUCGGAAGGUUCUGAUUUUCCUGCUCGCGGUGGCAGCAGCCCUGAGAGCGAGAUGACACAUCAGCAGAGGACAUGUGGCAGCCAGAAGUGGACAGGUGGCGCACUGCGAUUGCAUGCCCGUGUGGCAGCGGGGCUGGUGGCAGCGAAUCAGGUGGAGAGGGGAGUGCAGCUGAUUGGUCAGAUGCCGCGAGUGCAUACACAGCAGUUCAUUCCUUCAAACCAGCAGUUCAUUCCUUCAAACCAGCUGACAGCAGCAGAAAGACAGGCCGCACCACAGCAACAGACAGCAGCAGAGCAACCAGCUGCAGUAGCAGAGCAACGUCUCUCACCCACCAGCAUCUCUUCUCAUUCCUCUCACCCCUCCCACACAAUCACCGUUCCCGCUCGCCCCCUCUCCUAUGCUUCGGGCUGUGCUCUGAUAGAGGCGUUUGGCGAGGUGGGGGUGGCGGACGGGGCGGUUGGGAUUCUUGAGGAACCUCAAAAUUCGUGUCGCCCCCUCUCCUAUGCCUCAGGCUGUGCUCUGAUAGAGGCGUUCGGAGAGGUGGGAGUGGUGGACGGGGCGGUUGCCAUGCUGCUGUGUAUGAUGGCAUGCCCUGUGGUGGCGGGGUGGGAUGAACCUACCUCGGGGUGGGAUGAACCUUCCUUGGGUUGUGAGAGCAGGAUCCCAACCCGGGCUUUAAAGAGGGAGGCACAUGCGGUGUUGCUGCUUGCAGCCGCCCUCGCCCGCUGCAGUCGCCCCGACGAUGCCCUCGCGCUGCUGCGCUUCGUGCUCCAAUCAGGAGCUGCCACGUGGCGGGCUUCAUGGGGGAGAGGGCAGUGGCAGCAGGUCGCGUCCAUGCUCCAUCACAUGGCUGCUGACGUGUCACCUUCUGCUGACGUGGCAUACAGCAACAGGUCAGUGGCACCAGAGCCAGCUGUGCAAUCCCCACCACCAGCAACCACUGUGAACCUGGCAGCGCGCCUUCUGGGUGCCGCUGUCGUCCCAAUGCUGCCUCCAGCUGUCGUCCCACAGCUCCUGCCAGCUGUCGUCCCACGGUUGGCUGAGGUCCCGCGGGCGGCACCACAGGCAGCAGCCCGGGCGGCGGCUCGGGUGGCAGCACAGCUGGCAGGAAGUGCAUCAAGUGCAGAAGCAGAAGUUGGGAGCUUUGCGGGAUUCAGAAUCGUCCUCAACCUUCCCCAAACACGUUCCGAAUCACCGCCGGACCUACCCCAGCAGCAGCAGCAGCAGUUGCCAGCACUCUCAGGCGAGGACAGCCGAGCACUGGUUCGUGCUUUCACUGCCCUGCUCCGGCGCUACAUGGCUGCGGUUACCAGCAGAAAUGGUGCGAGUGCAACUGACAGUGUUGAGCUGCAGCUUGAUCUGCAUGGGUUGCACUCUGAAGCUGCUGCUGUGGUGCUGCUGGCCUGGCUCGUCAUGAGGCAGUGCGAGGGAACAGUGCAUGAGACAGCGGGAGGGGUUAGCAGCAGUGGUUUGGAGGCCGCAGGGAGUGGCAUCGACUCGACGGGCUUAGAUUUGCUCUGUGGGGCUGCACGAGAUGUGGGGAAUGGGGGGCGGAGACUGGAAUGGAAUCAAGGAGAUGAGCACCUGCCGAACCGCUCGUCAUUGUCGCCUGAAAAGACUGGAUUAAGGUCCGCCGCACGAACGACCGCCGCGGUGCGAGGGACCGCGCAAGAAAGCGCACGCGGAGCCGCCUCGCAAUCCGGCACGUGCGCGGUAAACCCCUUGCGCCCUUCCGCAGCGGGGAGAGGUUUUGCAACGGCGUCCGCGGCAACGCCGGGGACAAGCGCCAUGGCGGAGACGUGCACGCGGAGUGUCCGGGCGAGUUCAGCGCCGAUUGCGGAGCUGCUGCAUCUCCCGCUGCUGUCGCAGUCGUGGUCGCUGGAGGAAGAUCGCGAGCUAGAGCGAGUAUUGGCGAGGCAUGCGGAUAGCAAGCUAUCUCCGUUACAGAGGUACCUGCUAGUGGCCGCGUGUCUGCCGAGCAAGACCGCUAGAGACGUGGCGAUUCGCUGCAGAUGGCGCGACAAGGCUCGAGAGCAGCACAAGCGGAAGCUCGGAAGCCCACAGGCCACUUCCCCGCGGAAGAAGGCAUCGCGCAGCACAGACACGCGCGGAGCAGCAGCAGCGGACGCAGCGCAUAACGAGGCAGCGCAGGCAGCGCAUAACGAGGCAGCGCAGGCAGCGCAUAACGAGGCAGUCAAUGAGGAGGACAGGCUGCUGGCGCAAGGCCUGGGCGAAUCGCCGCCAGUGAAAGCAGAGGACGGUGUUGGAGGGAGCGGGGAGGAAGGGGGCGGGUGGGGGGAUGGGGGCGUGAGGGGGGAUGGGGAUGCUGGUGUGGGCGCGAGUGGUGCGCCAGCCAAGGGCACGGCCCUUGGAACGGACAACAUGAGUGGUGGCUUGAGUGUUGGUGCUGGUUGCGACAAGAAGGAUGCUGCUGCUGCUACCGGUGCUGCUGAUGCCGCCAAUGCCGCAGAUGUCACUUUCCUGAUUCCGCAACUGGAACCACAACAGGACGGGGGGCAGCAGGGGGUGCAGCAACAGGGCGUGCAGCAGGGGGUGCAGCCAGGGAUGCAGGCUCAUAAAUCAAAGCAGAAAUCAAAAGCACGUGGAGCACUUCACAAUAGAGGGGUUAAAGCCCCAUUCCUGUCGCAUCCAUCCCUGGCUGCACAAGGGUCAUUUGAAUCUCCCGGCUCGUCAGUGUCGCCCACGUCAGUGCUCACAGCCAUGGCAUCACCACCAGUAGCCAUGCGGCCGUCGUCCCCUUUGUUGUCAUCUGUGGUACCGUGGAGUGUGCCGGUGGAGCAGGAGGCACGGCUGGCGCAUAGCACUGUUCUCAUCGAGAAGAUCAAAGAGGCUCUGCGAUUGCAAAAGUUACACGACUCCAGCCACAUGUUGCAGCAGCUGAAGCGCAAUCUAGUAUUGUCAGUGGAAAGAGCUGCCAUUCUCGUUGGGCUCCGGAAAGUACACGGAAAGUACACGAACCUCGAAUUACACUCUGCGCGCGAAUUCGCAAGCAUGGCGGCGGCGAGCCGUUCUUCCGCAGAAAUUCGCCGUCGGCUGGGGCAGCGGAUAGUCUCCCCGCGUGUUGCGGCGCUCGGCGCCGCGCUGUGGCCGCGUGUGUCGCUCCGCGUCCGCGUCUCCGUAUGGGUGUUCGCGUGGGCGUGCGCGUGCGCGCUGCUGCUUUCCUCUGCUCGGCGCGCAGCGGCUUGGGAGUGCACCAACAUCCCAUCACAGCCGCACGAGUUUUUCAACAGUCCCUCCGUGCGCGAGCACCUCCGCGUGCUGAGCCACCACGCGGACAGCCGCGCAGCCGCGGACGCGCUGGCGGGGAGAACCUCCCGUCCCUCCGCGGACGCUGCAGACACUGCGGGCGCUGCGGACGCGGGGGGAAACGGGGGAAGCGGAAAGCGGCGAGCCAUGCGGGAGUGGCACCCGCACUUCCUCUCGCCCCUGCCGCUGCAUGCCGUCCGCCUUUCGCCGGCCACGCGUCAGUUUGCCGCCCAGAGCACCAACCUCGAGUACCUCCUGACGCUCGACGCCGACCGCCUGCUGUGGUCGUUCCGGCGGACGGCAGGGGAGGAGGAACCAAUAGGGAGGCCGUACGGAGGAUGGGAGAGCCCUAACAGUGAACUGAGGGGGCACUUUGUGGGCCACUACCUCAGCGCAUCAGCCCUGGCGUGGGCGUCAACGGGCAGCACAACCCUUAAAGCCCGCAUGGAGUACAUGGUGGGCGAGUUGGGCACGUGUCAGCAGCGCAUUGGCUCGGGGUACCUCUCUGCCUUCCCUGAGGAGUUCUUCGACCGAGUGGAGGCCAUCCAGCCCGUGUGGGCGCCCUACUAUACUGUUCACAAGAUCAUGGCCGGCCUGUUGGACCAGUACCAGCUGGGCGGCAGCCGGGCGGCGCUGCGCAUGCUGACGUGGAUGGCGGAGUACUUCCGGGGGCGCGUGCAGCGAGUCAUCGAGCGGCACACGGUGGCACGCCAUUGGCUGUCGCUCAACGAGGAGUUUGGCGGCAUGAACGACUUACUCUACCGCCUCUAUGCCAUCACACGCGAUCCCCACCACUUGGAGUUGGCUCAUCUCUUCGACAAGCCGUGUUUCCUGGGCCCGUUAGCCUUGGGAGCGGAUGACCUGCCGAGGCUGCACGCCAACACGCACAUCCCCAUCGCCAUCGGCGCUCAGAUGCGCUACGAGGCCACUGGGGACAGUUUAUAUCGGCACCUCUCGCACCAUUUUCUCGCCCUUGUCAACACCUCACACUCCUUCACCUCUGGAGGCACCUCCGCCUUUGAGUUCUGGCAAGAACCGCAUCGGAGUGGGCACAUACUGGCACAGGAGGAUCAAGAAUCUUGCACCACUUACAACAUGCUUAAGGUGGCCUGCAAUGCCUUCCGAUGGACUCGCUUGGUGAAAUCUCCUGGACUACUACGAGCGAGCCGUCAAUGA
This is a messenger RNA of Closterium sp. Naga37s-1, 4764 nucleotides long. The record is from the annotation of a GenBank genome assembly. NCBI's taxonomy places the organism in Eukaryota, Viridiplantae, Streptophyta, Zygnematophyceae, Desmidiales, Closteriaceae.